This is a messenger RNA of Bactrocera oleae (olive fruit fly), 1197 nucleotides long. It is a transcript of the gene ind, whose product is annotated as intermediate neuroblasts defective. The record is from RefSeq and is a predicted model, not a curated record. Gene Ontology annotation, molecular function: DNA-binding transcription factor activity, RNA polymerase II-specific; RNA polymerase II cis-regulatory region sequence-specific DNA binding. Gene Ontology annotation, cellular component: nucleus. Gene Ontology annotation, biological process: regulation of transcription by RNA polymerase II. Lineage: Eukaryota; Metazoa; Arthropoda; Insecta; Diptera; Tephritidae.
AUGUCGCGUUCUUUUCUAAUGGAUUCUCUGCUGCGGGAUGUACCGCUAACAAAAAAGGAUCCUUUAGGUUCACCAACUGCCUCAUCAUUUACAUCUGGGCAAUCAACAUCAACAACUAUAGGUGCGGCGGCAGCUGCAGCUGCUGCAGCAGCAGCGGCCAUAUUACCCAGUAUUCCUAUGUUCCCAUAUCCCGCUAGUUAUGUGGGUAGUUACCUAUUCUCUUUGGGUAUCCAACAACAGCAACAACAUCAUAAACAACAACAAACAGAAGCGGUGGCAGCAGUUGCAGCAGCAACUUCCUUGCAUCAUCACUCCAACUCCCAAGCUUCAGCAACGCAUUCGCCACUCUUACAAUCGUACACCGCAUCGCUUCUAUCGCAAAAAAGAAAAUCUCUGGGAUUUGACCAUUACAGCAGUGCCGCCCAAUUGCCUUAUAAUAGCCACACACUGCCCCACAGUGAUACCUUCUGUACAUCACCAUCAGCAUCUUCUACGGGAUCAACUAUUGAAUAUGGAAACUAUAGUGAUGAGACGCCGUCGGCAAAACGUUUCAAUCAAGACUCCGCUUCAUGUUCGCCCAUGAGUUCUCCUAACAAAAGUUGUAUGACUCAACCAAUAAAAAUCGUGAACGCCUGUUCGAAUAACCAGUGUUCGGUAUCUACGACUUCUAAGAUAUUAUACUCAAACUCCAACACCUCCGUCACAUCGUGUGGACAUACUAUGCCACUAGAUAUCACACCAGUGAUUACUGAUUACGCGGAUUCCAGUAAACGCAUACGUACCGCCUUUACCAGCACUCAACUGCUAGAGCUCGAGCGUGAAUUCUCCCUCAAUGCAUAUUUGUCACGGUUGCGACGCAUUGAGAUCGCCAAUCGAUUGCGUCUGUCUGAGAAACAAGUAAAGAUUUGGUUCCAGAAUCGGCGCGUAAAGCAAAAGAAAGGAUCGGAAAGUCCCACAUUCAAUUUUUCUGCCGGCAGCAUGAGCCCCACCUCGUCUUCGUGCGACAAGCAGUCACAAAGUCCUACCACAUCACCAUUCCGCACCAACAAAAAAUGUUGUUGUGGGAAGAAUUCGAAACUUGAACCGAGACAGGACGUCGAUUCUCCCACUUAUUGUCGCAACCGGUCCUGUGGACAAGAAAUUUAAGUACAAUAUAUAGCAGGUUAAGCGAAUAGUCCCGAUGUAAAUUGUAAAUAU